CUGCGAUAAUAAAGAUUUUUUUUUUAAAGGUCUAAAAUUUUCGAUUUCCUACUGUCCUUGAAUGCAGCAUUAAUUCCUCGCUUUCGUGAUUCAACCAACGUGAAAAGUUUGUGUACAUUUUAGCUUAUAUCUUGUAUUUUCAAGUGUGUAGAAAAACGCUGGACGUUUCUUUCGCACCAUCGGGUGUAUACAAUAAUUUUGUACGUGACACCCCAUCAUUUUAUUAAGUACUGUAGCCUACAGUCUGUAGGUAACCUGCAGCUGGAUGGAAUUGACUAGUUUGUGUUAAUUGGCUAACAUUGAAGACGUGCUUAUCCUCGUGCGACUGAACGGAACUUGUGAGAAAUGGGGCGAGAGAAGGACGUGGCAGAAAGCCGGAAGGCCAAGCACAAAGUCUCUCAAUUGAACAAGAGGCUAAACGACAAUGAGCUUGCUGGAGCCGAAGGUGACACUAUUCAUAGCACUGCAGAGCCAACAAAAUCUACAGAGACAACUCCUAAUGGAAAGGACAAGAAGGUGAAAACACCAAAGACUGAGAAGCUGGACUCACCUAGCAAUUCCAGCGAGUCGGACGAUGGUCAUUUCACUACAAAGAAGAAAGGCGUGAAAAGAAAAAGAAUCAAAGAUGAGCCUGCUGAUAUUCCCACCAGUGACACACAAAAAACUUCCUCCUCAACAAAAAGCAGCAAAAAUAAGAAAAAGCAACAUUCAGUAGAAGAAGAAAAUUAUGGCGAACCUCUGAAAAAGAACGCUAAGAAAAAUAGCGAAACGGAUGUGAAGAUAGAGGAAGGAGAAAAAACAGUUUCCAAAAAGCCGAAGAAGACAAAGGAGGAGAUUAAGGAAGCAAGAGAAUUGAAGAUCAGACAGAAGGAAGAAGAGGAGCAGAAGCGCUGGCGAUGGUGGGAAGAAGAGAAGUAUGAAGCAGGGGUAAAAUGGAGGUUUCUGGAACACAAAGGACCCUACUUCCCGCCUAACUACCAGCCCCUACCAGACAAUGUUCACUUCCACUACAAAGGUAAGCCAGUGAAGCUCAGCCUGGCAGCUGAGGAAGUGGCUGUGUUCUUUGCUCAGAUGUUAGAUCAUGAAUACACUACGAAGAAAGUUUUUCGUGAGAACUUCUUCACUGACUGGAGAAAGGUGAUGACGCAAGAGGAGAGGUUGUUGAUUCAAGAUCUUGACAAAUGUGAUUUUGGAGAGAUUCAUGCAAUGCAUAAAGCCAAGGUAGAGGAAAAGAGAAACAUGAGCAAGGAGGAGAAACUGGUUUUGAAAGAGGCCAGUCAGAUGAUAGUGGAGGAGUUUGGCUACUGUCUACUAGACCACCACAGAGAACGUAUUGGCAACUUCAAGAUUGAGCCUCCGGGGCUGUUCAGGGGUCGAGGCGAGCAUCCCAAACAAGGCAUGCUGAAGAAAAGGAUCCAGCCCGAAGAUGUCAUAAUCAACUGCAGCAAAGAAUCCUCCAUUCCUGUGCCUCCUGCCGGUCAUCACUGGAAGGAAGUUCGACACGACAACUCUGUGACAUGGCUGGCCAGUUGGACAGAAAAUAUCCAGGGGGCCAUUAAAUAUGUCAUGCUUAAUGCCAACUCCAAACUCAAAGGUGAAAAAGACUGGGAGAAAUUUGAGGUUGCUCGCAAGCUUAAGACGCAUGUGGAUGGCAUUCGGAAGCAGUACCUUGAGGAUAUGAAGUCCAGAGAGAUGCGCAUUCGACAAAGAGCUGUGGCCCUCUACUUCAUAGACAAGCUGGCGCUGAGAGCUGGUAAUGAAAAGGAGGAGGGAGAGACGGCCGACACAGUGGGCUGCUGUUCGCUACGUGUUGAGCACAUCACACUCCACAAGCAGCUGGAUGGCAAAGAUUGUGUAGUGGAAUUUGAUUUCCUGGGCAAAGAUUCCAUUCGCUACUACAACAAGGUUCCAGUCAUCAGUAAGGUCUUUAAGAAUCUUAAGCUUUUCAUGGAAAAUAAGGACCCUGGAGAUGAUCUCUUUGACCGCCUCACCACCGCCAUGCUGAAUAAGCAUCUGAGUUCCCUCAUGCCAGGUCUGACAGCAAAGGUUUUCAGGACAUACAAUGCCUCCAUCACUCUGCAGCAGCAACUCCAAGAACUCACAAAUGAGUCCAUGGACAGUGACGCGGAGAAAUUGCUGUGCUACAAUCGAGCCAACAGAGCGGUUGCAAUUCUCUGUAACCAUCAGCGGGCACCGCCAAAGACUUUUGAGCAGUCUAUGGCGAAUCUUCAGGCUAAGAUUGAUACAGGAAAGGAGCAGCUGGCGCUUGCCAAGGUGGAGCUGAAGCAAGCUAAAAAGGAUGCAAAGGAAAAAGACAACUCAGACCCCAAGCUGCAGAUAGUGGUGGAGAAGAAGGAAGCAGCUGUGAAGCGCUGUAAAGAGAGGAUUCUGAAGCUGGAAGUCCAGGCUACGGAUCGAGAGGAAAACAAGCAGAUUGCACUGGGUACCUCCAAGCUUAACUAUUUGGAUCCACGUAUCAGUGUGGCUUGGUGCAAAAGAAUGGGGGUACCUAUUGAAAAAAUCUAUAAUAAGACCCAAAGGGACAAGUUUGCCUGGGCUAUUGACAUGACAGAUAUUGACUUUGAAUUCUAAGUCUUCAC
Messenger RNA from Hippocampus comes (tiger tail seahorse), 2600 nucleotides. RefSeq names its product DNA topoisomerase I, mitochondrial. NCBI's taxonomy places the organism in Eukaryota, Metazoa, Chordata, Actinopteri, Syngnathiformes, Syngnathidae. The record is from RefSeq and is a predicted model, not a curated record. Gene Ontology annotation, cellular component: chromosome; nucleolus. Bases 346 to 2592 code for a protein of 748 amino acids. Gene Ontology annotation, biological process: chromosome segregation; DNA topological change; DNA replication. Gene Ontology annotation, molecular function: DNA binding; DNA topoisomerase type I (single strand cut, ATP-independent) activity. The transcript has 21 exons.